AUGGACAUGAUCUUCGUCGCCCGCCAACUGCGGAAGAAGUGUAAGGAGAUGCGGAUCCACCUCUACUCUACCUUCGUGGAUCUGAAGAAGGUCUUCGACACGGUGAAUCGUGAAGGACUGGGGAGAACCAUGCAGAAAUUUGUCUGUCCCAAACGAUUCACUCAGAUGCUGUGUCAACUCAACUAUGCCAUGACGGCACGCUCCAUAGACAGUGGAUUCGUAUCAGGGGCAUGUGCAGUGACCAACGGAGUGAAUCAGGGCUGCGUCCUCGUGCCUAUCCUCUUCAAUGUCAUGUCCUCUGCCAUGCUGAUGGACACCAACCGUAACAAAUGCCCCGAGAUCCGCGUCGUCUACAGGACGGAUGGCCAACUACUCAAUCAGUGGCGGGUGCACUUUCAGUCGCGUGUAUUCACAACUACCGUCUAUGAACUUUUCUUCGCCGACGGCUGCAGACUUAACGCCAUCUCGGAAGGGGACAUGCAAAGGAGCAUGAUCUUUUCGACGCCGCCUGUGACAAAUUCGGUCUGGUCAUCAACAUGUAGACGGUAG
This is a messenger RNA of Spirometra erinaceieuropaei, 549 nucleotides long. The record is from the annotation of a GenBank genome assembly. NCBI's taxonomy places the organism in Eukaryota, Metazoa, Platyhelminthes, Cestoda, Diphyllobothriidea, Diphyllobothriidae.